AUGCCACUGGGUAUUCUCGACGACACAACUCUGGAACACAUUCCAGGCACAGCACCUCUAAAUGCCCUCGGCGACACAGCCACGUAUACUGGUAUAGACCCCGGUCUUCUCAAACAUGACCGCACUGGCAAGAUAGUGCUUGUUCCCCAGCCGUCCGACGACCCUAAUGAUCCCUACAACUGGUCUCGCACGAAGAAGGAACUCUUUACCAUUUGUUACGGAUGGGGCUGCGGAUGUGUAGGGGCGGUCGGGCCUCUCCUAGGAAGCGCCUUCGUGCCCCUCGCUGCUGAAUUUGGUGUCUCCCUGGCGACAUUCACAUCUGCCGUGCAAGGUGGAGCAAUCGCGGCAAUCGCUGUCGGUAGCCUGGUUUUCAAUUCGCUCGCAGUGAAGUAUGGGAAGCGCCCUGUAUAUCUCGGGACAACAAUUGGUCUCUUGGUUUCGUGCUUCUGGGGAGCUGCCACGACUAGUUUCCCUUCUUUUGUGGCUUCACGGGUUUUCUGUGGUCUUUGUAUGGCCCCAAUGGAGGCUCUGGUGCCAGCCUCUAUUGCGGAUGUCUGGUAUGUUGGUCUGCUCCUUUCUCAAGAGAAUCGCUUACAAUAUGACCAGGUUUGUCCACGAGCGUGGGUUCCGUACCGCGAUCUUCAAUCUCGGGGUCUUGGGGGGGGAUUAACUUGGCAGUUCCGAUCGCUAUGCUCACCAGCCUCCGCAAUCAUUGAAUAUGGAUCUUACCAUGCUGCGCUCUACGCAAUGGGUGGCGCAUUUAGUGUUCAGCUCAUUUUGAUUUUUCUCUGGAUGCCCGAAUCUGCUUUCAAGAGAGAGGCGCUAAACAUAGACACUGGCAAAACAACGGUGACACUCGAAGGCAAGCCAGACUUGGAACUAGUGGAACAUGUCUGGGGGAAUCGUACACCUACAUCCCGGUCAUCUCACUCUUGGUUCCAAGAUCUAUGGCCUUACAGCGGCUAUGUCAACCAUGUAUCUUUUUGGAAUACUCUCAUCCGGCCGUUCUAUCUACUUGGCUCUCCGGCUGUAAUUUGGGCCGUCCUUCUCUUCACGAUAUGCAUUUCAUGGCUGGUUGGCAUAUCAUUAACGCUGUCCCAGAUUUUCUCUGCGCCUCCUUAUAGCUUCUCUGUCGUCGGCGUCGGAGCGACAAACCUUUCCUCUUUUGUUGCAUCUGUUCUCGGGACCCUCACCGCGGGACCUCUCGUGGAUGGCCUCAUCACCAAGAUGUCCAAAAUGAAUGGCGGCAUAUUCGAGCCAGAGUUCCGUCUUCCGAUCAUGGUCACGUAUCUAAUAUUUACCUCAACGGGCUUCUUUGCGUGGGGCCAAGCUUCCUACGCGAAGGAUCCUUGGCCCGUGUCUGUCAUUGUGUGCCUGGGGCUUAUCAACUUUGGCAUUCAGCUUGGGACGACGGGGGUUGUUUCGUAUGUCGUUGACUGCCACAGAGAAAAGGCCGGAGAGGCAUUUGCGACAAUGAAUUUUAUCAAGAAUAUGUUCGCUUUCGGGUUGUCGUUUUAUAUCAACGAUUGGAUUGCCAUCCAGGGAGUUCGCAACUGCUUUUUCACAAUCGGUGGAAUCACAAUAGGCAUUACUCUGUUUACGAUUCCAAUGUGA
Molecule: messenger RNA, 1614 nt
Organism: Penicillium chermesinum
Lineage: Eukaryota; Fungi; Ascomycota; Eurotiomycetes; Eurotiales; Aspergillaceae
Product: major facilitator superfamily domain-containing protein
Exons: 5
Coding region: 1-1614 (537 amino acids)
Biological process (GO): transmembrane transport
Molecular function (GO): transmembrane transporter activity
Source: RefSeq, a predicted model, not a curated record